This is a messenger RNA of Manihot esculenta (cassava), 3762 nucleotides long. RefSeq lists its product as uncharacterized. Bases 1 to 3762 code for a protein of 1253 amino acids. The record is from RefSeq and is a predicted model, not a curated record. Lineage: Eukaryota; Viridiplantae; Streptophyta; Magnoliopsida; Malpighiales; Euphorbiaceae. Gene Ontology annotation, molecular function: RNA-DNA hybrid ribonuclease activity; DNA binding. The transcript has 6 exons.
AUGGGUUGGGCCUGUAUUAUGUGGGUGGCAAAUGGGCUCUUAAAUGAUGGACUGUCAUCAUACACUUGGCCCUUGAUAAAUGUAAAGAAGCCCAGCGAUCAUCCUUUUGCCCCUUUACCGUCUCGCCGGUUGUUACCUAACCGUCUAGAGGAACUAGCGCUUGGUUGCUCUCUGUCUCCCUGCAAUUCCUUCUACGUUUCUUCUUUCAUCCCAUCGUGUUCUCAGCUUCCGAGUGCUCAUACUUCUUUAUUUGAUAAUUUGAAAUCAACCAAAGACUCAUUAAGCCAAUGGAACCGAUCUGAGUUUGGGAAUAUUUUUCAUAAUAAGCAGAGGUUGAUCCGUCGAAUUGAUGGUGUUCAAAAAAGCUUAGCUAUCCGGCGAACGAGAGGUUUAGUGAAGCUGGAAUUUAAUCUGAGACGACAGCUUGAAGAUGUUUUGAAGCAGGAAGAAUUAUACUGGUUUCAACAAUCUAGGGAGGAAUGGAUUGUUUCUGGUGAGAGAAAUACAAGGUUUUAUCAUCUUUCUACCGUGAUUAAACGUAAGAAGCAGCAAAUUCUCAAGCUGAGAAAUGGGAACAAUGUGUGGAUUGAAGAUUCUAGUCAACUUAAAGAGCUUGCUAGCGAUUCUAGUCAACUUAAAGAGCUUGCUAGCGGUUACUAUCAGGAGCUGUAUUCGAAAGAUUUGGCGGUUGACUGCAGCCAUUUUGUUAGACCUAAUGGGCCUGCUCUUUCUUCUUCUCAACGGUUGCUUCUGGAUCGUCCUUUUUCUCAUGAUGAAGUAUAUGAUGCUUUGUGCCUUAUGUCUCCUUACAAGGCUCCAGGACCCGAUGGUCUACAAGCAGUUUUCUUUCAGAAAUCUUGGUCUGCGGUAGGUUCACAGGUUUCAGCGUUUAUUAUUGAGGUCUUGGGCGGGAGGGAGUUUCCAGAGGAAGUUAAUGAAACGGUGCUGACUCUUAUUCCUAAAAUUGCUUGUCCAGAAUUUAUUUCUCAGUUUAGACCAAUUAGCUUAUGUAAUGUGAUCUAUAAGCUUGUUACAAAAGUGUUGAUUAACAGAUUGAAAGAUGUUUUGAGCUCUCUCAUUGGAUUGGAACAAAGUAGCUUCGUUCCUGGCCGACAAAUUAUUGAUAACAUUGUGGUGUUUCAAGAAGUUUUGCACACUAUGAGAACGUCUAAGAGAUCAGGGGGUUUUAUGGCGAUUAAAAUUGAUCUUGAAAAGGCUUAUGAUAGACUAGAUUGGGAUUUUAUUCAGUGGGUGCUGGGUUCUUACCACUUUUUCGAUGCUUGGAUUUCUAAUAUUAUGAAUUGUGUUAGAACAUCUUCUAUGUCAGUGUUAUGGAAUGGUGAGAAGUUAGAAUCUUUUAAACUGACUCGUGGUGUGCGACAAGGCGAUCCAAUGUCUUCAUAUCUUUUUGUUAUGUGUAUUGAACAACUUUCGAGAAUGUUUAAACAGCUUGCUCGUCAAGGCAGAUGGAAGCCGAUUCCUAUCUCGAGUAAUGGCCCAAUGAUUUCUCAUCUUAUGUUCGCGGAUGAUAUGGUUUUGUUCGCAGAAGCUUCUGUGGAACAGUUGGAUUUGAUUUUAUCAUGUUUGGAUGACUUUGCUAAGGCUUCCGGGCAGAAAGUGAAUUUAGCUAAGUCUUCUCUUUAUUUGUCGCCUUUUGUUGAUAGUGAUUUGGCGUCACUUUUGUCUUCAAGGUCAGGUAUUCCUUUGACUGCUGAUUUGGGAAAAUACUUGGGUGUGCCAUCUAUUCAUGGGAGGAUUUCAGUCUCGACAUAUAGUAGUAUUUUGGAUAAAAUGAGAGGCAGACUUGAUGGCUGGAAGGCGAGAGCUCUAUCAAAAGCUGGACGACUAACGUUAGUUCAAUCAGUUCUUAAUGCUAUUCCUGUUUUUGUGAUGCAGAGUGCUCUUUUACCGGUAUUGCUUUGCAAUGAAAUAGAGAAAAUAUGCAGGAACUUUAUUUGGCAUGGGAAGGAUAUGAAGCCAGCUGUACAUCUGAUUAAUUGGGAUACAAUGUCCUUGCCGAAGCGGUUAGGUGGUCUUGACAUCAGAAAUAUGCGACAAAUGAAUCAGGCUCUAUUAGGGAAGUUGUGUUGGCGAGCUUACAAGAAUCCGCAAGCUUUGUGGGUUAGGUGCCUUUUCAAUAAAUAUGAGUCGGGUUUUGUUCAUUGGGAAGUCGCUAAGCGAGCUAAUGGUUCAGUCAAUUGGAAAUCUUUUUGUUAUGGUUUGGAGCUACUUCGAAAAGGGAUAGUUGUAGAUGUGAAUAAUGGGAUGCACACUAGAUUUUGGCUGGAUGAUUGGCUUCCGGUUGGGCCUCUUUGGAAUUUUGCGCUUAAACCAUUGAUUGAGUUGAAUAUGCAGGUUUGUGUUCGAUAUUUCUGGGUUCCUAAUGUAGGCUGGAAUUGGGACAUUUUAAAUUCUCUUCUUCCUAUUGAUGUCCUUUUAUAUUUCCAAUCAAUUACUUUAGUUGAUGAUAUGUCGUGUUUGGAUGGUUUUGCGUGGAAGCAUUCUUCUUCUGGCUUAUAUACAGUUAAGUCAGGGUUUGAUACGUUUUAUUCAGAAGUGUCAGGAUCUAAUAUGGAUUGGCAAGGGCUGUGGAAGGUUAGGGUGCCACAGCGAAUUCAAGUAUUUUUGUGGGAAGUGGCACAUGAGAAAAUCAUGGUUAAUGUUCAACGCCGAAAGCGAGAAUUUAUUGAUUAUGAUUUAUGUCCUCUUUGUGGAGUUGCAAGUGAAUCUGUUUUGCAUGCUCUACGAGAUUGCCAACAUGUGAAACAAAUUUGGAAUUCCCUUUUACCUACCAAUUUCGUUUCUCCAUUUUUUGAUAUUUUGAAUGUGCCUUUAUGGCUAUCUGCUAAUAUAGAAAAAGUAGGGUUAUUGGCUAAUGGAAUACCAUGGGAUGUGCUUUUUAGUUCGGCUGUUUGGUGGUUAUGGAAGCGAAGAAACUUGUUGGUUUUUAAUGAGAAUAAUGACCAGGAUACUAUUGAUGCGUCCUUUAUUCAGCUUCGAGCAAAAGAAUAUGUUCAUGCAUGGAGGUUUUCGAUGCAGGCUGGGUCUGGACCGAGAGGCCGGUCUUUGAAGUAUGUUGGGUGGAAGCCGCCAGAAACAGGCUGGGUGGUAGUGAAUUCCAAUGGUAGUGCAUUGUUGUCAGCAGGAAGGGCAAGUUGUGCAGGUUGUUUUCGAAACAAUGAAGGUAGAUGGCUUUUGGGCUUUCAACGGUUUUUGGGCAAUUGUGGAGCAAUGGAACCUGAGUUAUGGGGAAUAUAUUAUGCUUUAGUAUUAGCAUGGGAUUCAGGGUGGAAGAAGAUUGAAGUUCAAACGGAUUCUCAACUCGCGUUAGAUUUACUUGCAGGUAGAGGUGCAGGAGUUUUUAGAGUUGCUAAUUUGGUGAGGAAUUGUCGUGAUCUUAUCAAUAGAAGCUGGGAAGUCAAGAUGGUAAAAAUUUACAGGGAAGCAAAUGCGGUAGCGGAUCGUUUGACUAGUUUAACCAUUGGUGAUGAUUUUAAUUUGAAAAUUCAUCAAUGCCCUCCUGUUACUAUUAAAUUUUUACUGGAUGCUGAUAGGCAGAGGAUGAAGAUUCUGGUGGCGGAUGUGGAAGGGAAUACUUGGAAUUUUGUUUGCUGCACCAAAAGUGGAAACAAGCAGCCUGUGUUUAAGAAUGGCUGGCUUGAAUUUGCUGGUCAUUGGAAUCUAGCAGCUGGUACAACUAUCACUUUCUAUAAGGAUAUAGACCAAGCUACUGGAGCUCAGUACAAGAUUAGAGUGAGAUAA